Lactuca virosa is the source of this 516-nucleotide messenger RNA. The record is from the annotation of a GenBank genome assembly. NCBI's taxonomy places the organism in Eukaryota, Viridiplantae, Streptophyta, Magnoliopsida, Asterales, Asteraceae.
AUGUUGAUUUCAGUAUACCAGUCAGAUUGGCAAAACAGGUUCAGCGAACCUAUGCCAUUUAUUGGAAUGUAUAUCGCAUUAGCAUCUUUGUUUUGCAUCCUUGCAAUGGCAGCUGAUUUAUUGCAUGGUUUUCGGAACAGAAAACUAUGGUUUCCGUGUAAAUAUUUCACUCUGAAUGCUGCUUCUCUGACUUUAAUAGCUGUCGCAAUAAAGCUACCCAUGGAUCUAACUAGUCUGAUGCCAGGUUAUGUGGACCAGGCUGCAAAGCUUGGAAGCGUGGCCUUUAUGUGCACCGUGAUGGCUAAUGUAUUGCCCUCUCUAGCAAUCAUGGACAGCAAGGAGCUUGUCUCAAACAUGAUAGCUUUAGCAAUUCUAAAGUCUAAACAGAUUCUAGAAUCCAAAUACCAAGCGGCUCAUCAAACAGCUUUAAAGGAUCUAGAGCUGCAACAACCAGGGAGAUUGACUGUGGAGAAGCUAAAGCAACAUGUGUUGAGUAUGAAUCCACAGAAAUGUUGA